This is a messenger RNA of Ruditapes philippinarum (Manila clam), 1833 nucleotides long. RefSeq lists its product as uncharacterized. The transcript is spliced from 3 exons. The record is from RefSeq and is a predicted model, not a curated record. NCBI's taxonomy places the organism in Eukaryota, Metazoa, Mollusca, Bivalvia, Venerida, Veneridae. The coding region runs from base 374 to 1531 and encodes 385 amino acids.
CCGAUGGGACAUCAAUUUUGUCUAAUAAAAGCAUGAUACAACCAAAUAUGUAGGAAAAUUAUUCUAAAAGUUCCCAUUGUCACCAAGACCCUAACAUAAAAAUUAAAAUAAAAUAAAAGGAUUUACUAAGGUAUCCUUCUGAGUAUUGAAGUUGGUCAAUACUUAAAACUGACUUUUUUUUAUGAGCAAAUGUACUCAUGAUAUGCAUGGCACAAAAUCAAGGUUAUGGUUUGUUAAAGGUCAAGUAGUACACAUUCAUCUUCCCUGCAGAAGGGGAUUUAGUUGUCCUUCAGGCUGCCUUGGUUUUUACAAUCUUCGCUGGAAUAUACAAUGACAUACGAUGCUAUGCCUUUUCCUUUUUCUUCCAUAAACAAUGGCAUACAAUGUCAUAACAAUGUCAUAUAUUUCUCUUCUUCUUUUAAACUUAGGACUAGAAUAUGGACAUGUGUCUGGACAGUUCAUCAAUACAGAUCAUUCUAUAGGCACCAUAUCAAAUACCACACUGUUUGAGAACUACACAACACCAUUAUCAGUGGUACCGUCACAAAGGCCAAUCUUGCUGUCAAGUCAUGACAGGAUUUCUACAGGAAAUACUUCACUUCUAGGCAGGGCACAAAUGGAAGGAAUACAAAAUCCAAUGCAGCUGAAAAGAGGAUUUCCUGGAUUGGAAAGGGUAAUACAGACUGAGACAGAUGAUUUGAGUGUAAAGAGAUCGAGGUCGAGAUUGAGGUUAAUGUCGUCUGGUUUAUGGUCAGUCGAAGAGAAACGUGAGAUUAACAUCAAGAUCAAUGAUGAUAGAAAGGAGCGUUUCAUUACAGGAAGUUGUAAGCUACCUUCAGGAGAAACUCUGCUUGCAGAUAACAAUAAUAAAAAAUUGAAGAAACUUGAUAACAUGUAUAAUAUAAAGUGUGUAUGUGAUCUUCCUGAUAAACCGUGUGAUAUUUGCUAUGUCGGUGAUAAUGUAGCUGUUGUAUCAAUGUUGUGGAAACUUCAGUUUGUUGAUACUGAACAUAGUAUGACACUGAUUAGAUCCAUUGAUACAAUUCAUACUUGUCGUGGUCUGGCUUGUCAUGGUGAUCAGAUAUAUGCUAGAGACUGGUAUGGUUCUGUUUAUAGCUAUAGUACAGACGGUAUAAAGCAGCAGAUGAUUUAUUCAUUUAAAAGUUGGAAUUACUUUGACAAAGCACGUAUAACUGUGAGUAAUGAUGGAAGUAAGUUAUACCUUCCAUGUAAAAAUGAGCUUGUUACCAUUGACAACAAUGGAAAACAUUUGUUUACAUUAAACAAUGAAGACAUAGAUAGGUCAUGUGGAGUUUGUGUAGAUGAUCAAGGCUAUGUUUAUGUAAUAGGAAAGAAUGGGAAUAUUAUACAAAUAAGUGAAGAUGGUAGAAAUAUACUUGAGGUCAUAACAAACCUAUCUGACAUGACAUGUGGACGUCCUAGUACAUUAACAUUUGAUAGGAGAAAUAAAGUUCUGAUAGCAGCAGGGAUAUCAGACAAAAUAAGUGUCGUAAAACUGAGGAAACAAUAAGAAACUCAAAAAGAUGAAUAAAUAGGAUACCGUGAUCAUAUAAUAUACAAUUAAAUAAAGUUAAGAUAUCCUAAUAUAUAAAACACUUUAUUUUUACCGUCAUAAUGUAUAGUUAGACUUAUUCCUCUCCUCACUAGAUGGUGGAACAAACUUGUUUUUUUUUCUUCAAUGUAUAGAUAAUGCAAGAUAUAUAAGUAUUUAUAAACUUUGAUAAUUUGAAGUGCAACAUGAUAAUUUUAUUAUUUUAUAAGUCAUCUCCUAUUUUUCUUAUCUAGAAAGGAGUCAAUUAGUCGAUACACAUA